CACCCAUUUUUUAAAGGGACGACCCAUUUGUAGACAUUGAGAUGGAUCACCAUUUGCAUUUCUACAGUUAGAGUGUAUCAUACCUCGGGGGACUGAAGCGUACGACCGUUUUCCAUUUCUAAACGACCGUUAUUCGUGUUAUAUGUCUGUAAAUUUUCUUUUAGAAGAAAAUUUAAGUACAGAUCACUCGAACUCCAGUGUACGUCUCACUGAAAACCUUUUGAUUUCCAAUAAUUUUCACCCUUACUCGUUCCAAUUUUUCCUUUCUCUAAAAACACAUCCCCACACACACACUAAGAGCAUGGCCUGCUCCUGCUACUAUCUUGGGGCUUCCCCUCUUCUCUUUACACUUUCUUCUCUCUCUAAAAAUUCUCUCUCUAAGAGAUCAUUUAACCAUAGACCUCUUUUUCCUAUAAAUCUGCAACCUCCUCCUCUUCUCUCUAUUCAUCCAUGCCCUAGAAAUGGUUUCUUUUCUCCUAGGCCAAAGAUGAAGCUUUUGGUUCGUGCCUUCGAUGAUAUGGCUCUUGGAGCCAGAGUUCAGGACGUUGGUGCCAUGGUCCUGGUCAUGUCUGGUGCUUACUUUCUGGUUCUCUCUUUUGACGUCCUUACAAAGAAAAGCAUCAUCGAACAGAAGUUAAGCAGGAAAUUGGUGCAUAUCUUGUCAGGGCUGCUGUUUUUGUCAUCUUGGCCUAUUUUCAGUUCCUCUGUGGAGGCAAGAUACUUUGCUGCUAUAGUUCCUCUUGUAAAUUCCCUCAGGCUUGUGGUCUAUGGACUUUCCAUUGUCACCAAUGAAGGUUUGGUACAAUCUGUAACUCGAGACGGUAGACCUGAAGAGCUGCUUCGAGGGCCUUUAUAUUAUGUGUUGGCAUUGAUAUAUUGCACUCUGUUCUAUUGGCGUGAAUCACCCAUUGGGGUGAUCUCCCUUGCCAUGAUGUGCGCUGGAGAUGGAGUUGCUGAUGUUUUGGGUAGAAGGUUCGGAAAUCAUAAGCUUCCUUUCAAUAAGCAAAAAAGCUGGGUUGGAAGCAUCUGUAUGUUUGUAUUUGGUUUUUCUGUUUCCUUGGGGAUGCUCUUCUACUUCUCGAAUUUGGGAUACAUUCAACUGGACUGGGGGUCCACAAUUGAGAAAGUGUUGAUUAUUGCUAUGGCUGCAACAAUAGUAGAAUCCCUUCCAAUAACGGGGUUAUUAGAUGAUAACAUCACGGUUCCUUUGUCGAGCAUGUUGGUGGCAUCAUUCUUUUUUCGGCCACUAGCCUAGUUGAACUAUUCUACAUUACUGUCGUGGUCAAAUCUGAUGUAUCUGCAGAAAAUCACUUCUAUGAAGGUAGUGGUCCAUCAGUUUACUUGCACAUUUCUGUAUUCUUUUGCUCCCCAAAAAACCAGUAAAUGUUUUUUUGACC
This is a messenger RNA of Amborella trichopoda, 1397 nucleotides long. Its product is annotated as putative phytol kinase 1, chloroplastic. Gene Ontology annotation, biological process: vitamin E biosynthetic process. NCBI's taxonomy places the organism in Eukaryota, Viridiplantae, Streptophyta, Magnoliopsida, Amborellales, Amborellaceae. Gene Ontology annotation, cellular component: chloroplast. The record is from RefSeq and is a predicted model, not a curated record. Gene Ontology annotation, molecular function: phytol kinase activity.